Branchiostoma floridae (Florida lancelet) is the source of this 1689-nucleotide messenger RNA. RefSeq names its product protein flp-like. The record is from RefSeq and is a predicted model, not a curated record. The transcript has 5 exons. Lineage: Eukaryota; Metazoa; Chordata; Leptocardii; Amphioxiformes; Branchiostomatidae. Bases 1 to 1689 code for a protein of 562 amino acids.
AUGGCGAACUUUCAGCUUGUCUUCUUCUUUUCUUCCACGCUUCUGGUGGCCCUUUCGCCGACAGUUAUUACAGCAGCACUAGAGCAAGACCUCGCCGACUUGGACAGUUUUAUACAAUCACUCAUGGAGUGUGAGAGUAAACCCAUCGUUGGCCUGACCAUUUCACUCGUUAAAAACGGAGACGUGGUCUUUUGCAAAGGGUACGGCAAGCGGGAUUUGAACCAAGGUCUCCCGUUGGACAACAGGACUAUCUUCGGCCUCGGGUCCAUUUCCAAGUCCUUCACGGCGACUCUUCUGGCUAGCGUUCUCGCUGAGAGAGAUGGCGUCACAUUGGACACGCCGUUAGUGGACAUACUGGGACACGAUUUCAGAUUUCAAGACGAAUUUUUGACGAAGAAGACAACUCUGCGCGACGUUCUUGCCCACAGGACGGGACUUCAGAGGUUUCCGACCAAAUUGUUACAGUUCGGGAUGGACAUAGACAGAGCGGAGCUGACAAGGAGGGUUCGCCACUUCUCCCAGGUCCAUCCCUUCCGGUCGGUUUUCUACUACAACAACUUGCUCUACACUCUCGCGGGACACGUCGCCGAAAGGCUUGCUGGGAAACCAUUGAACAGCUGUUACGGGAAAAGAUCCUCCUCCCUCUGGGGAAGGAGACCUUUCAAUGUUGGCCCGAGCUACCUGACAUACAGUCGGGACGGACAUGCUCUUCUCGUUGAUCGGGAAGAAACCUUCAGAAUCCAGAAGCUGCAUGCUCCUUCUGGAGGCAUGGCGUCUAACGCGGCGGACAUGGCACGGUACAUGCAGCUCCACCUGAGCGGGGGGAAGGGACCGGACGGACGGACCCUGGUGCCUGAUGAACUGUUCAGAGAGUCCCACACGGUACAGUUCUUCAGGCCGUACCAGCCUGACAAGGAACUCUACCGACCACAGUACCCGGUUGGAGUUAGGAACAACGGAGAAGGGUUCGGUCUGAUUGUGGGGGAUUACAGAGGCUACCGGAGACUGUUUCGUAGCGGUAUUUACACGGGGUUUUCUUCGCUGAUGUCGUUAUUUCCGGACGCAUCAGGGGGUGUGUUCACCAGUUUGAAUGGCCCGGCUUUUCCAAGUCACGUUUACAUUGACGUCCACAGCAUCCUGCACUAUCGUGUUGCGGACAUGCUGCUCGGUUUGGAGCCAUGGCUGAACACUACGACCGCCUGCAGUUUCCCGCAACCCUGGGCCACAUAUGACGUCAACAUGACCAUGCCUCCCGCACCUUCUCGCGACUUCCCGCGAGACAAACGAGACUACGAGGGAACGUUCGGUAACCCCUUAUUCGGUAACCUUACCAUUCGGCUCAACUCAACGGAUGGUACCCUACGCUUUAAAGUUGGUCUGGUUGGCCACGGGAUCCUUCUUCCAAUAAGCCCUGGUAACCGCGUACUCAUCAACGGGCCCCCUAGUCAAUCUGCGCCAGUAGUUGCUAAUUUUGAGGAAACGCAAGGGGGCGCUAUCAACCGCCUGGUGAUACCAGUCGCGUCUCCAGAGCCACCAGUGGUGUUUGUUAGAGGCCUGAAGCUUACGGAUGUAGACGAGCUACCAACAGAGGAGGGAUGUGCUGUCUCUGGUGCUGAAGCUACUGUCUAUAAGAUGUGGUCCUAUUGCGUUCAGCUUGGGGUAGCCAUUCUAGUUUUCACUUUCAUAUAG